This is a messenger RNA of Acanthosepion pharaonis, 861 nucleotides long. Lineage: Eukaryota; Metazoa; Mollusca; Cephalopoda; Sepiida; Sepiidae. The record is from the annotation of a GenBank genome assembly.
AUGAUUGAUUUAUCCAACAGUCUCUCUCUCUCUCUCUCUCUCUCCCUCCCUCUUGCUUUCUCAUCAUUUCUUCUUACUCCGGGUGACACUAAACUUAAUAUCUAUCUAUCUAUCUAUCUAUCUAUCUAUCUAUCUAUCUAUCUAUCUAUCUAUCGGAAUAUUGUCUUAUCUAUCUAUCUAUCUAUCUAUCUAUCUAUCUAUCUAUCAGUCUCUAAAUCCGUAUCUCUGAAAGCGAACAAUUCGCUACAAAGUCGUCAUCUAUUUGCAUACAUAUUGAGUAUUGCGUUAUCUAUCUAUCUAUAUAUCUAUCUUAGUAUUUUCAUCUAUCUAUCUAUCUAUCUCAGUAUUUUCAUAUCUAUCUAUCUAUCUAUCUAUCUAUCUAUCUAUCUAUCUAUCUAUCUAUCUAUCUUAGUAUUUUCAUCUAUCUAUCUAUCUCAGUAUUUUCAUAUCUAUCUCAGUAUUUUCAUAUCUAUCUAUCUUAGUAUUUUUCAUCUAUCUAUCUAUCUCAGUAUUUUCAUAUCUAUCUAUCUUAUAUUUUCAUCUAUCUAUCUAUCUAUCUAUCUAUCUAUCUAUCUAUCUAUCUAUCUAUCUAUCUAUCUCAGUAUUUUCAUAUCUAUCUAUCUAUCUAUCUAUCUAUCUAUCUAUCUCAGUAUUUUCAUAUCUAUCUCUAUCUAUCUAUCUAUCUAUCUAUCUCAGUAUUUUCAUAUCUAUCUAUCUAUCUCAGUAUUUUCAUAUCUAUCCAUCUUUCUAUCUAUCUCAGUAUUUUCAUAUCUAUCUAUCUAUCUAUCUAUCUAUCUUCUAGAUGAAGAAGAAGAAGAAGAAGAAGAAAAAGAUGAAACAGCGUAUUACAGAAGUAAUUAA